This is a messenger RNA of Colletotrichum scovillei, 4270 nucleotides long. RefSeq lists its product as uncharacterized. Gene Ontology annotation, molecular function: GTPase activity. Bases 2664 to 3857 code for a protein of 397 amino acids. The transcript is spliced from 3 exons. The record is from RefSeq and is a predicted model, not a curated record. NCBI's taxonomy places the organism in Eukaryota, Fungi, Ascomycota, Sordariomycetes, Glomerellales, Glomerellaceae.
AGAAAAACAUAUUGGAAUUGGGGGGCCCAGCCAACGUGCCAGCCUCUCCCAGACCUUGAACCAACCCUUCCACGGCCCUCUCGGAACUCUCAGCCGAGGUUUAUCACGUCGAUGCUCUGGAUAUUGAUAUAGCCAUGAUAAUUACGUUCCAUUUGUGGUUAAGCUUAACCAUCGGCUAAGACGCGGGUCCAGUCGAACUUCCUCCAUUUCUUCUUGAAACCCUCGACUCUCCGGUCACCCUUGUUCCACCGUCCCUGUUUCUUGAUCACGUCCGGGCCGACGUCUAGGAUGCCCCCGAUUAUCUCCCUUGCAAAAAGGUCUCCUCUCGGCCACCGGUCAGAGUUCUCGACGAUGUGCCCGAGGCCGCCGUCGAGCGUGAACCACGCGUGGAAGUAGGGCAUCUCCUUUGCGAUGCUCCUCCGGAACGCCGUCCUGCCCAUGCCAUCUCUUGCCUUGGCGGCCGUGUCAAUUAUCUUCCGGUGCUGCGACCACUCAUCUUCCGUGGUGAGGAAGGCCUCUUUAAAGUAGGCCGGAGCCGUCGCGCCCUCUUCGUACGGGAUCGGCACAGCCAUCAUGGCCGCAUGGAGAUGCCUCUGCGGCGUGGCUGCAUUCUCGUAGAAAAUGACUUCUUGGCCCUUUUCGUGGUACAUUCUCGUCAGAGACUUCAUAAAGUUUCGAAUUUCUUCCCAUUCGUCGUCGUCACACUCCAGCAGGUUCUUGCGGUGCGCCAUGGGCGUAAUGACAGCGCCGCCUUCGCUGACCUCAGGUUCCGUGGGCAGUGUCAGGAACACGCGCGUCGCAAGAGAGAUGACGGGUGCCAGAGGGGGCUGUCCUUUGUCCUCGUGAUGGCACAACGGACAAUUGUCCAAUAUCCGUGACACCUUUUGAUAUUCGUUGACAGCCACGUUCUUGAGGUUAACCUCGGACUUGUGAACUCGCUUGGCAAGCUUGUCCGCAUUCUCGUCCAUGUAAUCGAGGUCGUCGUCAAAUUUACCGUCCUUGGCAAUGCGCUCAGCGAGCCGCAUACCUUCGCCGCCUGCUUGACCGCGCGUCCUGCGCUCCUCGCGAACCAUGUCUUCGAUUGACAUGUCCUCGUUGGCUUCAACGUUCCCGCGCUCUCGCCCACGCUUGUUUUCGAUGGCCUUGACCUCACCACGAGUCCCUGCCAGCAUUCGGUUAUCCAUGACACCGAGAACAACAGACUGCGGCCCGUUCGUGGCAAAAUUCGCUGCGGCUUGAUUGUACUCGGCUUCCAACUUGGCAGCAUCUGGUGCUCUGCGAAGCUUCGCCUUCAUCAUCUGAGCUCGCAUUCUGUUCAACGCGGUCUGGUCCAUGGGCGUAUGCUGCAUGGCAUUGUCGGGGAUGAUGACGCCUUGUUCCACAUCGUGGAUAUCGUCUCGCGCGGCGGGUGUCUCUUCUUGUCGGCGUUUCUCCAUGCGCUCGCGAUAAAGGUCUCCCGUAGGCUUCUCCUUGCCCACAUAGCCACUUCCAUACACCUUGCGCCUGUCCAUCUCGAUCUUUUCCUCUCUCGCGUCGUCGAAUUCUUGCAAAUCACCAAAUCUCUCAAGGGCAACAUCUUCAACCGACCGGCCAGACUCCUCAGCCAUGGAGUAGACACCCUUGAGUUUCGUCAGGCGCCACUGGGAGCCAUUGUCUCCGAAUGUGUAAUUGACUGUCCGCUCUGCUGUCGCAGCCUUCUCAUCCGAUGUCGGGAUAUUAUCCACUUCAGCGAAGUCUCUGUUGAUUUCUCUUUCGUGAAUGACUCUCGGAGCCUCUUCCUUUGGUGGUGGCGGCUUAACCUCCUUCUGUUUCCGCUGAACGUAGUCGAUGUCGAGAGCCGACGGCGCAGUCAUCCAAGAAUCGCGCAUCAGUGGUGCUUCUGUGUCCUUGGAGUUCUGGGGUGUUUCUUCAUCCGGAAUAGGCAAGUCCUCUUUCGGGUCUGACGUCUUUUCGUGUGUGUCCGUCCGCCGCUCGUCGUCUCUUUCUCUGUGCCUAUGCCUCGAUCGCCGCUCCUCGUCGUCCCUUUCAUGACGAGAACGCUUGUGUCUGUGACCAUCAUCCCCAUCUUCUUCGUGGCGGCGGGAUCUGUGCUGUCGAUGCCUGUCAUGGUCUCGGUCGCGGUCGCCAUCUCGACUGCGAUGUGUAUCGCGAUCGCGGUCUCGGUGUCUGUCAGAAGACCGAUCGCGGUGAUGGUGAUGGUGGCUGCGCUGCUUCUUCCUCUGUCGGCGCUCUUCUUUUUCGCGCUCGAUGCGCUCCUUCUCGCCCUUCUCUGCUGCCAGGGCCUUUUCAAAUUCGUCGAGGCCGUCCAUCAUUGCUGUGCCUAGAGGUGGGAAGCUUGCUAGUUGACGAUGGAGCUACCAGCUGCAGUGGCCUGUUUUUCUGCAGGUUCCCUGAACGAAUUGGCGACGCUGGAGGAACGUCACUUUCCCAGCACGGGCCAGCAAGAUUUUGGCAAUGACGGGGGGCGUCUGAUUACCUACUGCGUAUCCGUAGUCGUUGCAACUUACAGGGGGCGUCUCGUUCAUUCCGACGCCCCGCGCGGGGCACUCAGCUCUUGCAACUCUUCCAGAACUUUUUUUCUUAGCGACCGCCCGUAAGAGAGCACUUCUACUGGACAUCAAACACGCCUGGGAGAGCCACACGCAAAUUCCCACCACAUCAGAAUGGCUUCAACAUCCGCAGAAACCCCCGCCGAGAAUGCGGCCACUCAAACUCCGACCGCCAUCGUCGUCGUCGGCAUGGCCGGCUCCGGCAAGACGACCUUCAUGCGACGCAUCAACUCAUACCUGCACGGCAAGCAGGAUCCUCCCUACGUAAUCAACCUGGAUCCCGCCGUGCUCAACGUCCCUUUCGAAAGCAACAUUGACAUCCGCGACUCGGUCAACUAUGAGGAGGUCAUGAAGCAGUACAACCUGGGACCGAACGGUGGUAUCCUGACGUCCCUAAACCUCUUUGCAACCAAGGUUGAUCAAAUUGUCAACCUGCUCGACAAGCGCGCUGCGCCAGAUCCGACAAACCCCGACAAGAAGCCCAUCAAGAACAUUCUUGUCGAUACUCCCGGACAGAUUGAGGUUUUCGUUUGGUCCGCCAGUGGAACCAUUCUUCUCGAGUCUCUCGCGUCCUCCUUCCCGACCGUCAUCGCCUACGUUAUCGAUACCCCUCGAACCACCUCCACGAGCACAUUCAUGUCCAACAUGCUGUACGCCUGCAGUAUUCUCUACAAGACCAAGCUCCCCAUGAUCCUGGUAUUCAACAAGACCGACGUGCAAGACGCAACGUUUGCCAAGGAGUGGAUGACCGAUUUUGAGGCUUUCCAGCAAGCUCUUCAGCAAGACGAGAUGAGCGACGUCAUUGGCGGCUACGAAACGUCUGAGGGUGGUAGCGGCGGCUCUGGCUACAUGGGUAGUCUCCUCAACUCCAUGAGUCUUAUGCUCGAGGAGUUCUACUCCCACCUGAGCUUCGUUCCCGUCAGCUCCCGUCUGGGAACAGGCAUGGACGAGUUCUUCGCCGCGGUGGAGGAGAAGGCCGAGGAAUUCAAGCAGGACUACCUCCCCGAGCUGAAGCGCAGGCGCGAGGAGCGUGAAGAAAAGAAGCGCCUGGCCCGUGAUCACGAGGUUGAGAAGAUGAUGAAGGGUAUGUCGGUAGACGCGGGCAAGAAGCCAAUGGUUGUCAAGCCCGUCGACGACGAUGACGAUGGUGUUGAUGUCGCCAGCGACGUGGACGACGACGAUAUGCCGGAUGACGAGGACGAUCGCGAAGGUCUUCAGGCCCGGUACGAGGCGGCCAUGGAGGCUGAGGGCGACUCCAUCAUGGCUGAUGGCAGCUUUGCAAAGUACUUGCACACGCGACCGACAUGAGGUGCUACAGCAUACGUGCGGCGCAGGUCACAUUUAUUUGAUAUAGAAUGAACGAACAAUUGGGCAAGGGGAUGGCGUUUUAGACGGUUGCUGCAUUAUCAUGAGAUACCUCGAAAAGAAAAAAGGAGAAGGAACAGGUGCAGAAGAAUGCCUUGCUCUAUGAAUUGAUUUUGGUCCCCCCACCUUGAACUCCCGCAGCCCUUGCGCAUCACAUGCGUUGUGGCUUUGCUUUGAUAGUUGGCUGUUUGUCAUACGUGUCCCUCGUACGAGACUCUUUCCCUGCUGGAGAAUAUGCGGCUCUUUGGCAGACAGCCAAGACUCUCUUCCCAUGCAGUCUCGAGUCUACCACCUCGUGUGUCAUCCAAUUCCGACUCUCGAUUGCGCAGCGCCACAUCGCUGCUGCUAUCCCGCCC